This is a messenger RNA of Vitrella brassicaformis, 2681 nucleotides long. NCBI's taxonomy places the organism in Eukaryota, Vitrellaceae. The record is from the annotation of a GenBank genome assembly.
GUUGACUUCCACACGCGCCCACACGCACUGCACACGUCAAUCGAUAACUAAUUUGACACAUACGUGGAAGGGCCUUCGGCUGGUUGCCAAAUGAGAUACCCACGCGCGCAGGCAGGGAGUCGGGAACGCACUCACGAAGACUGAGUGAGGCAUCUACUCUUAGCAGUACUUGCCAGUGCUCCUAUACAACCUCACUCACUCACACCACAUCAACAUCACGCGCACAUCCAUCCAUCCAUCUGUAUCAUUUCUCGGUGCCUUUGUCGGCCGGCAGGUCAGUGGCGUUGAGCACUGACACCAGGGCAGCGAUCAGGUGAGCAUUGUAGUCUAUCGCAGGCUGCAGCCACACAUACAGCGACAGAAAGACAGAGUGAGUGAGCACCCAUGGCUGCUAUAGGGUCGGUCAUCUUGCCUCGUUCAUAUUCCAUUGGUCCCGCUUGUCCAAAUAGCCAUCGUAUGUGGGCCCACCCACCAGUGCACCUGUCAGCGUCUGCAUUCACACACAGGGAUAUCGCACUCACGGGCAUUCCCAUACCCCCUCCCCCUCCCUCCCCAGCCCCACACACGCCACGCCCACAAAUACCCACCUGCAGGUUGGGCCCUGGGUGUGUCGAGCCAGGCACGAACUCAUUGCACGGCAGCCCUGUGCGAAACGACGGGCAGUAGCUGGUCUUGUGGGCCACUCUCAGAGGGGGGUUAGGCCCAUACCCCACCACAUACGAGCGCCUCUCGCCCUCAGGCAUGUCUUGAGCGUUGCCGAUGAGUAGGUCCACCUGCCGCUUGGCCCAGCGGUACAGCCGCCGGUCGCCUGUGUGCAUGGCCAUGUGGCUUGCCACGGCCACUGCUGACGAGAUGUGCCGGUUGUUGCCCCAGGACCAUAUCAUGGCCAGGCCGCUGGGGAGGUACCCAUAGUAGCCGCCGGGGAGGAGGUUGGCUGUGUACACGGAGAGCUUCUUCUCGUACAGAGGGUCAUCUGAGAGAGAUGAAGAGGUAGGUGCAGAGAAGCCGUCUUCGCGAUGCUCAGGUGCAUUGGUGUGUGUGUACCUGUGAGCUGAGUCAGCAGCACCAAGCUCCAUAUGUGUUUGUCAUUCCUGCAGAAUCAGGGUGUAUACUGAGGGCAUGGGCAUGUGCCUCUCUAUCACUCGUCUGACGCACCAGAAGGGCCCCCACUCAGGUGUCGGUGGUGUGAGUAUCGACAUAUCGCCGUCAGCGAAUGACGGCAGGUCUUUCUCCAUAGCAAUGGCUUUGUCGAGGUAAGUCUGAUUGCCGGUGGCCCGGUACAGCCACAGAGCGCCCCAGACGAUCUCAUCCAGGUAGCCGCUGCUGAUGUAGCCCAUGAACUCCCCUGGAGUGUGAUCACUGGACACACACACACGCACGCACACACACACACACACACAUGACGAUACUAAUUGUCGGCGAGUGGGUACCUGUACAGGCCCCUGUAUUUGUCGGCGAAUUCAAAGAGCUCCACAGCGUGUCUGAGGCAGAUGUCAGCCAACUCGUCGUCAGACGCCCUGAAGGCCAUCGAGCACGCCGCAAAAGCCGCUGCUGACUCACCUGCAGCAGCACAAGGAAGGGUAGCCCGGAGAAACUGUUUGUUGAGUGCGUUUGGUGCAUUGCAUUGCAUUUCCUCACCAGCCAAGUCGCUGCCUGGGUGUGUUUCGUUGAUGACCCAGGAAGGCCGAUAGUACCCAUCCGUGUGUAUGUCCUCAGGCCUGAUGCGAUGCACACAUACAAGCGACCGCGGUCCUCCCAUUUGACUCGUCUCUCUCUGUGACGUGUGUGCCCCUUCCUUGACCCGCCUCACCUGCCCCACCAGAACCACUCCUCGUCUGCAAUGCCCACGCCGGCGUACAUGACAUUCGGCUCGAUGUGGCACUUGGCCAGGUACUCCAGGCCCCACCGAGCGGUCUCCAGCAUGGUGUUCCACAGCUUCAGCCGCUGCAGCAGCGGCCUGAAGUCGACGGCCAUCCACGAGAGCAUCGUCAUGGCGUACGCCUGGUUGAAGUUCCACUUCGUGUGGUCGGCUGCAUCGGCAUAGCCGCCCACCAGGUCGCGGCCCUCUGGCUCGUGCGCUAAAGAGAGCACAAUUGACUGACAUGUGGCCGUUAACGUUCUGUCUGCCCGUCGGCCACUUACUGUUGUCUUUGAGGCCAUCGAGAAGGGCGGCGUCGCCCCGCCACUUGAUGGGAUGGUCCUUGCCCAGCCGCCCCAGCUGCUGGGCGCUGAAAAAGAGGAACGACCGGCGCAACACCUCCUCGUACUCACGGACGUCACGCUCUGCAGCAAUGAAAAAAUCCGUGUGCAGCCAGCCAUAGACGGAUUCGCAUCAAGCUCCGCUUCCCACCUGAGGCAACGAAUCGGUCGUCGUCGUCCGCGUCGAAGUCGAACGCCACUGAGCCCUUUCCCACAUCAUACGCCGGCCGGCUGUCUUCUCCUCCCUCAAGUAGAAAGUCCCCCAAUGGCUCCUCCUCUUCAAAAUGCUCCUUGUCUUGUUCACCGCCGACCAGAAUGCGGCCGGAGCUCUGCGGUCGGUCUUGUGCGUCCGGCCGGUGCAAGAAAGACGGUGCAAGUGGUGUCGCCACACUCCGUGACACCAGCAGAACCAAGGACAUCAGGAUAUGCAUAUGUGAAAUGCGCAUCGUCCCGCAUGGGAGGGGAGAAGGGGGUGCUCGUCG